UUACUCGGCCCCAGCCGGUGAUUACUCACCAGCACCAGGUGAUCGCUGAGUAAUACCAAAGGGGGAGAGAACUGUGUGUAAACAAUACAGUUCUCUCCCCUGUCAGCUCCAGAACACUGCUUUGUAUGGCUCUGCAUAGCAGAGCCAUACAAAACAACACAGCUCCAUAGUAAAACAAACACAGCACACAGUUAACCCUUUAUUUGUCCCAGAUGUUAACCCCUUCCUGCCCAGUGCCAUUAGUACAGUGUCAGUGCUUUUUAUUAGCACUGAUCACUGUAUUGGUGUCACUGGGGAUGUCAGUGAUACCAAUUCAGUUCCCCCCAGUGUCAGAAUGCCCGCCACAGUCCCACAGUUCCGCUAUAAUGUGCUGA
Messenger RNA from Staurois parvus, 374 nucleotides. Lineage: Eukaryota; Metazoa; Chordata; Amphibia; Anura; Ranidae. The record is from the annotation of a GenBank genome assembly.